UUAUGAGCGCGAUAGCAGGACCCCUCUACGGACUGGGAGCUGAAGCAUUCAACAGUUUGGCAGUUUUCCUGCCGACAUUAGUAGCAGCGAUAGCAUAUUUUCAAUACGAACAAUCGGACCCUGAAAGUAGACCUAUAGACGUUGCAUCUGAAGAAUUGCUCGACAGAUAUGAUUUUAUAGUGAUUGGAGCAGGUUCUGCGGGUGCUGUGGUUGCAAAUCGUUUGAGCGAAAUAGAAGGAUGGAAAGUUCUGUUAUUAGAAGCGGGCGGAGACGAAACGGAAAUUUCCGAUGUGCCGGUCCUGGCAGCCUACCUUCAAUUGUCGGCCUUAGAUUGGAAAUACAAAAGUGAGCCCCAAGGACAAGCAUGUUUAGCAAUGAACAACGGAAGAUGCAACUGGCCCAGAGGAAAGGUCAUAGGCGGCUCGUCGGUCCUAAACUACAUGCUGUACCUUCGAGGAAAUAAAAAAGACUACGAUCUCUGGGAAUCGAUGGGCAAUCCAGGAUGGGGCUAUCAAGACGCCCUUUACUAUUUUAAAAAGUCAGAAGACAAUAAGAAUCCUUAUUUGGCCAAAACUGAUUAUCACUCUACCGGAGGAUUUCUGACGGUGUCAGAAGCCCCUUAUCAUACGCCACUGGUGGCCGCGUUUUUGGAAGGAGGAAAGCAGAUGGGUUAUGAGAACAGGGACAUCAAUGGGGAGUUUCAGACUGGAUUCAUGAUGGCUCAAGGAACCGUGAGAAGAGGAUCCAGAUGCUCAACGGGCAAAGCAUUUUUGAGACCAAUAAGACUACGUCCCAAUUUGCAUAUUGCCAUGAACUCACACGUUACCAGAGUUUUGAUAGAUCCAAUGUCAAAAAUCGCAUUUGGUGUGGAAUUCUAUAGAAAUGGUAAACUAUACAGAAUCAGAGUGAAGAAAGAGGUCAUCCUGUCAGCGGGUUCAGUGAACUCUCCUCAACUAUUAAUGCUGUCCGGAGUCGGCCCGAAACAAGAAUUAAACAAACACAAGAUCCCCGUCAUUCAGGACUUGAAAGUGGGGCACAAUCUACAAGAUCAUAUCGGUCUCGGAGGGCUAACGUUCCUUAUUAACAAACCGGAGUCGAUUACGUUGGAUAGGAUUUAUUCUGUAGGAACCCUUAUGCAAUACGUCCUCUUCGGCGGCGGACCACUGACCAUCAUGGGCGGAGUUGAAGGGCUAGCAUUCGUGAACACCAAAUACGCCAACGCAUCAGACGAUUUUCCCGAUAUAGAGUUCCAUUUUGCGUCUGGGUCGACGCAUUCCGACGGAGGGGAUCAAAUUAAAAAGGCCCAUGGUUUGACCGACAUUUUUUACGACAAAGUCUUUAAACCCAUUGAGAAAAUGGACGCAUGGAGCGUUAUACCCAUGUUGUUAAGGCCGAAGAGCAGAGGUGUUAUAAAACUUCGAAGCAACCAACCUACCGAUGCGCCACUUAUAUACCCUAACUAUUUUAUGGAGGAGGACGAUAUGAAAACAUUGAUAGAAGGAGUAAAAAUAGGAGUGAAACUGAGUCUAACACCGGCUUUUCAAGCUUACGAAAGCAGACUAGUUGAGUUUCCGGAUUGUGCUCAUAUAACGAAAUUCACAGACAAAUAUUGGGAGUGUAUGAUCAGAUUAUAUUCUGUUACUAUCUACCAUCCCAUAGGGACAUGCAAAAUGGGUCCUUAUUGGGACCAAGACGCAGUUGUAGACCCGCAACUUAGAGUGUAUGGUAUUAAGGGUCUAAGAGUUAUAGACGCGUCCAUAAUGCCCACCAUGGUUAGUGGUAACACCAACGCUCCUACGAUAAUGAUUGGGGAGAAAGGUGCUGAUCUGAUAAAAGAAUUUUGGAUGAAAGCAGCCAAAUAUGGAAGAAUCCUUCACGGAACUUAAUAGAAACAACACAAAAAAACAGGAAUAAAGUUACCUAGGAGUGUGUAAGAAGUGUUGCUAGUGUUGUUAGAAAGACGUUAGGGAAUUCAGAGACAAAAUUCCUAUGCCCUGUGUUGAAUCGUUUAAAAAAUUGAAUUUCAAUAAGCAUUUUCAGUUUGACGAGUUCACAAUUGGUAUUUAAUUUUAAAAGAACUAUUAACUAAAUUUUCUAUUCUUAUGAAAAUUUCUACUGAUAGUUUUUAUUUAUUUAUUCCAAAGACUUUAAGUAAUAUUUAUUUUUGAGUAGGUA
Molecule: messenger RNA, 2175 nt
Organism: Psylliodes chrysocephalus
Lineage: Eukaryota; Metazoa; Arthropoda; Insecta; Coleoptera; Chrysomelidae
Source: the annotation of a GenBank genome assembly